Colletotrichum tamarilloi is the source of this 3894-nucleotide messenger RNA. RefSeq lists its product as uncharacterized. The coding region runs from base 1 to 3894 and encodes 1297 amino acids. Lineage: Eukaryota; Fungi; Ascomycota; Sordariomycetes; Glomerellales; Glomerellaceae. The record is from RefSeq and is a predicted model, not a curated record. The transcript has a single exon.
AUGGCGAGUAUCUCAUCUUCCACUGCGACCAUAUCGCAAAAUGGUCAAUCGGAUCUAGACCAAGACCGUAAACGCUGGUUUGCAGAGUUCGAAGCGCUCAAAGCCCGCUUUGAGGCUGAAAAGGAGAAUAUAAACGCCAAAUUCACCCAGCAGCAGCGUGACGCCUGCCACGAUCUCGACGAGGAGGCCCGCUUCGCCGACACGUUAAAUUUGCCACAAAAAGCUCGCGAGCUUCUUCAAAAGUAUCAGCACGAACUCCGAUCCCAUCGAUAUGCCGCCUGUCAGCAAAGGCGUGAUGUCGAGGAAAAGGACCGCGCAAGACGCGAAGCAGACGCUCUUCGAGAACAUCACAUAGGUUUCCCCGUGCCCGGCAACUACUCUAUACGCAACACCGGUUAUCCCCCAAACGCUGGCAUGCUGGGACGUACGCCAACAAACCCGUCGGCUCAGAUUGUUGGCGCGCGCGUUGGUCCAGCUGGGCGCGGCUCGCCUUCAACCAUGCCGAUGAGCACACCUCCCCAGCAGGCACGUCAGCCCCUACCACAAGGCCCCAUGGUGCCAAAUCAGCCUAUUCAGCAGCGGCCGACAAACGGAAUGCCCGGCCACGGCAGCUCGGCCCCGAUGCCGUCUCAACUCGACCACCAAAGUCGUCAGUCACAGCAGGUCAACCAGGGCCACCCAACUCAAGGACAGGCCUGGAUUCACCAUAACCAACCUGGCCAGCAGCAGGUCUCACCUCGAACUUCAGCCUUGUAUCACCCGAAUCGGCCAGUCAACAACCCGGUGACAAACGGUGCCCCUCGGGUGCUUCCUUCGCAACCACAUGUUCCUACAUUGGGUAGCAAUCAUUACGGCCCUCCGAGAGCCGGGUCUGGACAGCCUGUCAAUGGCACUCAGCACAACCUAGCUGAUCGUAGUAACCGGGUACCUCUGCCGCCCAUGAAUGCUGGCCCCAUGGGUUCUCGCGUGGAUAGACUACAGGCGGGUGAUGGGAGAAACUUUGCGCAAGGCGCCAUGUUACGAGCGGAAGAUGGGUUGAGACAUUCUGUAGACUCCCACUCUGACCGCCAUAAGAUGGCCAAGAGGAAGUCGGAUGCCAGCGACAUGUCAUCUAGAGAUGCAGAUCCGAAGCGCGCAAGAACUGAUACGCCACAGUCAAUAGCUCCCAGGACGAUCACCUUUGCCGAAGUUUACCAGGACGGCAAAGCGGAAUACAAGCACAACAUCGUCAAAUUUGAGGACGUUUUCUAUAUUCUGCGAUGCGACGAACACGGUGUGCAUUUCAAGCAGAAUGCACUCGCAGCGGCAGCCAAGCACCUCCACGGCGCUUCCCAUGGUCAUCAGAAGAAGGAGCACAAGUUGGCGGUCGAAACUAUCGGAUUCCACGUCGUGGAUUGUACGGAGGAGCUCGCUGUAAUGAACAACGAAUGUGUCCGCCUUGCUUUCGAAAAUGGUUACAAGCCCCUGAACCAGCUGCACGGCCCGAAAUCUGGUGGCAAACGACAAUCGGCCGCUCACACGAUGGCUCCUGUCAGGGACCCUUCAGUUUCCGAUUCAUCAUUCCAGGCGACCCCCAAUAGCGCGGGACCUUACCAAACGAAGUUGGAAUCGAGAUCACAGGAGGAGAAGCAGCAACGUGGUGGGGAUCACAUUAUGAAUCCAAUUCCGGGUGAUAUUUACCACGCAAAAUGGCCAAGGAGCAACAAGCUCUACAUUGUUAUGAUACUGGGCUGGACAUCCUUGAAGAUGUGCGGAUGGGAUGGCUGGCUCAGCGACACACAGCUUUGCGAUAAGAAGAUCAGGCCUACGUGCUAUACGUACAAUGACGAAGGAAUUGGUGGCUGGGCGCCUGGUUACGGAGAUGGCGAGCCGCGUGAGUUGGAUAGGGAUGUCCCCGUUCUGUGGUUUGAAAAGAAUGGCAACACCAGAUUGGGUUGGCUUGGCGUUAAAUUCAUUCUGAAGCCUUUGCUGCUUGACGACCCUGACCGAUCCACCGAUCCCUUGGACCCGGCCAACAACGCGAGAAAGAAGUAUGCUGAGAUCCGUGGGUACGACUCGUUCGAGGCCAUGCUGGCCCAUGUGCAGGCAAGUCAAUCACCGGCAGGAGCAGAAUUGGAGUCGACGACAGAGACGGCGACGACGGGGACAAUUCCCGCGAAGCUGCCGUCGUUUGCUUCGGCAUCGGACUCGGACCCUGUACCCGAUGUUGACAUGUACGACUUUGGCGACAAUCCUCCUCCAGCUGACGAUUCGGAUGACGAAGACUACGUGGAACCGAAGCGCCGAAAUGGCCAGGAUUCAGAUGACGACAUGGCGGAUAUCGACGAGGGCCCAACUACGCCUCAGCAGCCUCUCAGGCGGAGCACUCAGGAGGUGCGGCCUACGUCGCGGCUGAGCGAGAAUGGUUGGAUGACGGGGAGAUCUGGAGCUGCUGCUGGCACUCGUCUGUCGGCCAAGAAAGAGAAGACGGUGGUCGAUGGGGAUGAUGUGGCAAUGGACGAUGCUGUCCAAGUAACGCCGUCCAAGGAUCAAACCGAUAGCAAGGAGAACGCGACACCCGUCACUGCGAACACCAAUGGAGGACGUGUUGCGGUCGCCCUGGGAACCCCCGCAACACCUCAGUCAGCAUCCGCAGAGAUUGCUGUGAACGGGCCGACCUCAUUUCCCAAUUCCGCUCCUCAACCUGAUGGCAGCGCGCCUGUGAGCACCGUAUCACCAGGCUCGAGCCAGACGACGGUUAUAUCGGCAACUGAGCGGCCUGCACUUACUGAGAUUGCGGGGAGUAAAGCUUCUCAGAGACCAAAUGCUCAAGAUAGCGCGCAUCCGGCGGUAGAGGAUGCAAAGCCCCGGCAAGACAGCGAGAACCAGUCUCCGAUGGACCAAGCAUCAAUGGCAAGCUUGGCCCAGAGCGCGAUGAAGGCUGCUUCCAAAUCGCCAAACCUCAACAAGGAAGUUCCCCGUGUAAGCCCCAAGCUGCAAAUUGCAGACUUGGUCAACGACACAGCCGGCUCUGAAAAUGCAGCCCGUCGGCCUCUACCAUCCAAGUCGUCCCCAGGCGUUAUUGAGCCAGCGCCACUCCGACACCCAUUGCCUCAGAAGCCCAGUCAAGGUGUUCAUCUCGACCAAAUGACGAGGGCUAGCCAGCAGCCUUCGCCCGCACUUUCGACGAAGAGUAUCAAAGAGGCACCGUCGCCGGCGUUGAACGGCCCGUUUCCUCAGCCUCCGCGGAGCGCUAGCGCGGCCAGCGGCGAGAGCGCUGCUCGCCGACCUGAUCCUCGCAUGAGCAUCGCGAGCAUGAGCAGCAGCAGUGCUCACGAUGACCAGGAACGAGGGGCGAUCAAGCAGACGGUGGUCAUCAGCACGAGCAACGGCACUGCGUCGGGUAGUAGCACUCCCAAGGUGUUGACGCACGCCAGCUUGGUCAACAGUGAGCAGUGGCGUGCAGUUCGGGCAUCGGAGUCACCUCGGGUCACACCUGCGGCGCUUCAAUCGCCUCUCAUCGACCGAAGUGCAGCGGCAUCUCCUGCUCUAGGAGGCAAGAGAGAUGUCGAGAACUUUAUCGACGUGUCAGAGUUUCACCAGGGCAGUCAGCACUGGGUGCAGCCGGGAAAAUUCCUGCGCUUCCACGCCGAGGACGAAUCGAGCAGCAUCGUGCGAAGCAAGCAAGAAGACGGCAUGGAGGCCGUUGUGGAUGCUAGUCUGGUCAAGGCAGCAAAGAUGGCGGGAACGACUGUACAGUUGGAGCUCAAGACGGAGAAGGGCGAGAAGGUUGAGCAGAAGCUGGUGUUUGAGGCCAACUCGUUGACGGGCAGCCAACGCGGAGCAAAGCUUCAAGCGACCAAGUUCUACAAAUGGCUGUCGGGAAAGAAUCCAGACAUGCAGCACCUGUAUUGA